This is a messenger RNA of Pelobates cultripes (western spadefoot toad), 42404 nucleotides long. The record is from the annotation of a GenBank genome assembly. NCBI's taxonomy places the organism in Eukaryota, Metazoa, Chordata, Amphibia, Anura, Pelobatidae.
AUGCAGAGUCACCAGAAAGAGCACCUUUAUAAGAUCUUAGUAAUCGGGGACCUGGGAGUUGGGAAGACGAGUAUCAUCAAACGUUAUGUCCACCAAAAUUUCUCACCACAUUACCGAGCUACCAUCGGGGUCGAUUUUGCCUUGAAAGUUCUAAGUUGGGACUCUGAUACCGUGGUACGGUUGCAGUUGUGGGAUAUUGCUGGUAAGUAAACCAAUGGAACAACUGAAUUUAGAAGUUUAGAAUAUAUUUUUAAACACGAUACAUUUGAUGUUUUUGAAGACUAUGAACUUGAGGAUAAUUAAUGGGUUAUACAAGAAGGCUAUCGGUUUGUCAUUCUGUUUAAUUUAAGAAACAACUAAAAAUAAUAUACAUCGGUAAUCUGUUCCAUUUUUGACGGAAAUGAAUUUGAAUUUAUAUAGCUUAACUCAACGCACCGCUGAGUUUAAACAAGACCAAAAUGUGGGUGAUGACUAAUUUUAUUAUUAUUACAAUGACCAUAAAAUGGUCUAAAUUGUAUUGGAACCCUUAGCAGCUAAGUCAAAUUACCUACUAAAUACAGUUGCUAGUUGUUUUAACCUGUUGGGGAUUUAUUCAGUAAAAAGCCAGUUGAACUGCAACAUUUAAAUAGCUCACAAUUUGAUGACUUGCUGACAAUUGGACAAAUUCUCCCACUUAAGUAGAGUUUUUUUCCCACUGGUUAUUUUAGCCUGUAUGUUGCAAGUCAGUUAUCAAUCCAACUACCGUUCACUGUUUAGUGAAUAAGUCCCAUUGGUCUUAUUGCAGCAUGCCUCGAAGGGUUAAACUAUAAAAGAAUAAACUCACAAGUCACAUUGAUGUGGAAAGGUGCUAGGGAUAAAAUAGCUAACUGGUAAAUUAAUAAGCAUGGUAUGUUAAAUGUCUCACCUCUUGCACACAUUCUGUCUCUGUCUCUCUCACCACAUUGCUGGGCAUGUGUUUGACUUAUUGCAUAUAUAUACUAUUUGCAAUAUUUGAUGGGGUUUCUGUUUUUAGCAAAUAAGAAUGUGUUUAAUAUAAUUAAAGGCAUGUUAACUGGGGCCCAUAUACAUGGUAUAUCUAAGUGACAGUAAAGGGCAAGAAUACAACAAGCACAUUUCCAUAGAAUAAGAGAAUACUGGACUUUAAUCAUUAAAAUAAUGGCUGUGAAAAGGGGGCGAAUUUUUUUUUAGCUUCUAUUUAUUUUAUUUAUUUUAUUUUUUCGUAAGGCUGAGGUUUCUCUCAGGCCUCACUUUAUUAGAUUCUCGUUCUGUAAAUGCUGUUUACUAAGUGACCAUCUUUAUUUUGGACAAAAAUUUAAUAAAUAAAGAUUUUGUGGGUUUUGGUUAACCAGAUUUGUCUAAGGUAUAAUUCCCACUACUCACAGCCAAACAUUGAUCUCAGCUUGCAUUGAGAGCCUAAUGCAAGCUGAACUGCAGACAAGUUUGUUUUUUUGUUUUGUUUAAAAAAAUAUAUAUAUAUAUACAUUAUUAUUAUUAUUAUUAUUAUUAUAUAUAUAUAUAUUUUUUUGGAUAGGGUAAAUGUGUGCACUAUAGCCUGUGGCCCGAAUGUGACUCUACACCAGAUUUUGGGAUACUUCUAUGAUAAAUCUGUGCCAGCUUUGCAUUAUCUGAUCAAACAAGUAGGCAUAGAGAUAUUUUAUUGCUAGAUAUUGGAAAUUAUUCAAUGCAGUGAUGGCAGGAACCAGUUCCUACACAGUCUACAAUAUGAUCUACGGCCCUUAUCACACCCAUAUUGUGUAAGUCUAUAUGGCUGCAUUUGAUGUUCUCUACGGUUGCUAUUUUCCUGAGAUGUUUCUAAUGAAUAUGCCAUAAUUUGAUGCAUGUUCAAAUUGAGUUUGUUCUCUGAGAGCUUGGAAUAUUGGGAAUAUAUUCUGUUUUUAAAUUGGAUUGUUAUAGGUGAAUUGAAGCACAGAUUAACGCCCAUACUUUCUACACCAGUCCUGUAGUAUUUAACUUCUAGUGCACUUUAAUACACCCGCUUAAUUGUAUCUAGAUAUUUUCUAUCUUUAGUUAUUAGUUCUUAAAAAUGUCCUUAGGCUAAAUGGUGUUUUUUUUGUUUUGUUUUUUAAAGGGACACUAUAGGCACCCAGACCACUUUAUCUCAAUUAAGUGGUUUGGGUGCAAUGUCCCUGUUCUGCAUGAGGACAUCCACCAUCUUCUAAAUUCCCAUAGGAAAGCACUGAGUCAAUGCUUUCCUAUGGGGAAGGCUUAAUGCAUGCCCAUUGCAUACACAUUAGCCCCUCCAUCGACUGACAUCACUGGAGGAGGAGCCCGAUCUAAUCAGGUAAGUCUUUGAAGGGUUAUUAGAACCUUUUCAUAUAUAAGGGAGGAUAGGGGGAUGGCAAACAGGGGGAGAACGGGAUGUGGGGUACAGAGGCAGAGGGACAAUUUAGCAUUAGGAAUACAGUAUUGUAUUCCUAACACUAUAGUGUUUCUUUAACUAAAUUGACAGUGGAAUUUAAAAAUUUUAAACCAACAUAGAAAAAAAAAUCUUGAAAUUGGCUAAUUUUCCACCUUGACUAUCUCUUUAUAUUACACUCUUUUUUUCUAAUACGUAAGGUGACCAAUUUGAGCUAUGUCUUUAAAAUAAACUAUUACAUAAAGAGGAACUGUUACUGCCUGGUGAGCAUGAGUACACUACACUACAAAGAGAAUUCAGUGCGAGCAGUCUAUCUAAAGUCAUACAAUAUGUAAAGGAACACUGAACACACACAAAAAGCACAUCUGCUUGUUUUUUCUGACAUUUUAUAAAAGUACUGAUUCCAAAAGAAAUCAGCACUUAUAUAAUAAGGGGCAGAUAUAUCUGACUGACAGCCAGGCAGGAUUUCUUCCUCUUUUGCUCCACAAGAGAAGUGGCAGCCAUGCUGUGAUGGCAAGCGCCUGCGUUCCCCCAUUCUCACUGAGCUGUAUUACAAGCAUAGGAAAGCUGCCAUAGUGUGCUUCCCAAUGAGAAGCCUCUGAUUGGUGUGUUCCCUGACAUUCACUGAAAAAGAGGGGAGUCCUUGCAAAGGCUGCAGACAGCAGUUCUGCAGCUUUUGCAAACUGUUUUUUUUUCUGUGGGGGAAUAUCUACAAAACUGUUAACUAAAAAUAAAAAAUUAAAUGGAGCAAAACAUAAUUUAAAGGGACACUUAAUGUUAAAAAGAAAUAUACCUAUUUGUAACCUUAGAGCGGUCUUUUUUUAAGAUUCGGACUUCCCAUUUUUUUUUCUAAUAUAAAAAUUAUAACAAAACAAAAACAAACCUACCUUUUCUCCAGAGCUGGGAAAGUAUCCUCGCAGCAGCCUGCUCUACCUACUAUGAGAUCAUCAAUAUUAUAAUCUUUGUGGAAUCCAAUGUUUCUUAUAGAGAAGCAUUGGGGACAAAGGGAACAUGCGCAGCAACAGCCAUGCUUUGCAAAUCCAAUGCUGCUCAAUCUAAUCCUUCUCUGUGAUGUUGUGGAUGGCAUCAUCGCACACAAUGCAGUGGUUUUGGUGUUUACAGUAUCCCUUUAAGGAUGUUCAAUUUCACUAAAUUCCAUGCUUUACAAACGAUGGAAUCUUUUUAAUGGAUUACUCCUUUCAAUAACAUAAUUUCAUUAAAUGUCACCAUUCAAUGUAGAUCAACCUUUUCUAAAAAUCCCUAAAAACUUCUGAUCUUAAUUAACAUGUUUCUCAAAAAAUACAGUUUGUGGAGAGGGGAACUGCAAUCCAGUAUGUUCAAACGAUACAUUUUAUUAAAUGUUUUCAGCAACAUUUUUGUACAAAUGUCAGUGUGUGUAUGUGUAUGUGUUUGCAAAAUGAUAUAUAAGAUAAUGUUUGUAAAUGGACGCUUGUCUCUUAAAAAUGUGUCCUGUUGGAAUUUAAAAAAAAAAAGAUUUUACUUCCCUUUUGCACAAUGUAUACUUGUUUGAGAUGUUUCACGUCAUGUGUUGUCAGAUCAUAUGAUAGAGCUUCCUGGGCAAACUGAAGAUCGUGUAGAGCUGGUUCGCUGAUAACAAGUAAAGUCUUUGAAUGUUAUGAUCACAGUAAGAACACACAUCACUCUUAGGGGAAAGAGGCUUACAAAAUUAUUUGAGUCCUAAAAACCUUGUCUUUAAAAAAAAAAAAAAAUUGUAAAUUUUCACUAAAUUUUUGCGUAAGAAUUGGUUUCCAGAACAGGUUCCUAGUGGGUUUUAAAAAAAAAAAACAAUUUAUAUUAAAGAUACAUACAUGUUAUGGGUUGUUAAAUGCCCUUUAACAAGAGGACAAGUGUUUGUGGAAUUCGUGCAGACGUCAUUUGUGGAACUACAUGACAUUUCAGCUGAUGAACAGGAAACUGGUAGAAAGUUACUAUCACUUGUGAAUUAUACUACAAAUGUCUAAAUUAGAAAAAAAAAAUCAGCUACGCAAAAUGCACAGUCUUUUUUUUUUUUUUACAAGAUAACCUGAGAUCAUGGUGUAUCCUUAGAUGCACCAUUAGGGUUGCUGGACUUUUACAGGACAGCAUUUUCUCUAUUUAAGGGUUCUUUUUUUUUUUUGACCACUUACAAAGCUUAGUCGAAUUCACACCAACAUGUAUCCAAUGUUGCAUUCAUUAAAUGGACAGUAAACAUAUCAAAAGCCACUUCAUCUUAAUCAAGUAGAUUUGGUGUAUAGAUGCUGUCCCUUUUCUCAGAAAAUGUAAAACGUUACUGUUUCUCAGAAGUGAUAAUGUAGACAGAUGUCCAAAUGUCAACAAACGUGACACACAGCCACUACAUGAGCUUGCUCCUUAAAGGAACACUCUGUUGGAACACUCUCUCUUUUUAACUAUUUAGUAGAUAUACCCCCAAGGAAAACAUGUAUGUAUUUUUUCUGAAUUUUUUUUUGAGGUUAUAUGAAAAAUAACAGUUUGCAAAUCUGCGGACAUACUAUCCACUGCCUUUGCAAGCCCUCCCUAUUUGCCCAGUAUAAACUUUCAGUCUGUAUCAGGAAAGUGUAGUACAGCUCAUUUAGAAGGGGUGAACGCAUGCGUGGCCAAGCCCAGUGCGACUGCCACUUCCAUUUGCUAUGUGGAGUGACAAAUAGGAUGGUGUUCCUUUAAGACCUUUGGUAUUCACAAAGCGUGAUGACACUGAACGUUGCAAAUGCUUGGAUUCAAUCCUUUGCUACAAGAAGCUUUUGAUUGGUCUAGCAUUUGCAUUGCGUGCGCCAUGCGUACUCAAUGCUCAUGCUCUGUGAGAAGCAUCUGAAUAGCCAAGAGUCAUAGGAAUUGAUGAAUUUAUCAGACAAGGAUUGGGCUUGAGAAGAGAAGUAUGCCUCAAUGCUGGAAUAAAGGUAAGUUUUAUGGAGAGUUUAUUUAUUUUUAAUAAAUUUUACUAGAAUAAAGAAAAUGAAUCUAAUUAUGAAAAAUGCCAGUAUUUAUUUAUUUAGCAUGUUCACAUAAAAAGAACAAAGAUUGUCACUUGAAAUCAUCAGGGAUCAGCUGCUUCUUCUUAAUUCAAUAUUAAAGUAAUGGGGAGCUAUAGUGUAAAUGAACACAGCGGAGUCGUUCACCUGAAGAUUUUGAGGUUCUACCAAGUGGUUUGUUGGAGAAGACAAUUUCUGUCAAAAUUGCCCUGAGUUAAAAAAAGGGGCUCAAUAAAAACAAAACAAAAAAAAAACCAUAAAGAUGAUUACAAUAUUUACCAAAUUUGACAUAAAAAUCUGUCUUGUAUCUGUCUAAACCCCUGCUUACAUGUUGAUUCUUACUCCCAAGCAAUUCAGUUCUCAUCUACUGUACAUUUCAAUGUAGAAUGCAUUUAAAACAACUCUAGAAUGUAGAGGAAACCCCCUUUCAGACAAGUGCAAUUUAGUGCUAAAGAACAUAAGCCGAACAUUAACAUAACCGAUUAACACUUUGUUUUUUCUUAAAUUCCUCUGUGGGAUUAUAUAAGCUUUGACAAAGAGUUAUAAGUAUGCACUACAUUAGUGUUAAAAUGAGUCACUAAUAGCCUAUUAGCAUGUUCUAAUCUCUUGCUACUUUAAAGAUAUUUUAUAUUUUUAUUUGCGCUUUUAAAAUAUCUGCAGUGGAUUUUUUUUAAUAUAAUAUGUUAACCAUUGCAGACUCUUGAUUCGGUAACUAUUGUCACGUUUUCUUUUUUCCUGAGACUGCUGAUUUUCAUUUGUUCCUUAUUAUUAUUUAUAAAGCGCCAAAAGAUUCCGUAGUGCUGAAGAAUAGGUGGAGGAACAGACACGUUUCUGCAACAAGAAGAGUUGGAUGCACAGGAACAGAGGGUGUUAAGGGGCAUACUGAAACGAGCUUACAUUCUAGAGGGAGUAGGGGAAAGUGACAGAAGGGGUAAGGGUAGGAUGUAGUUCAUGUAUGAGGAAAAUUAGGUUGCUAGAAUAGUUUACAAUGUAGGGUUAGUUUAUUGAAUGACAGUUGCAGGGGAGGAUGCAGGAUGGGUUUCCAAGAGGGAGGAAGGGACAGAUAUUAACAGUUUAAUUUAUAUUAAUAUGCUUUCCUAGAGAAGUAAUUUCUUUGAAGGAAUGAAGACUGGGUUAGAGUCUAAUGGAGGAGGGAAGGGAGUUCCAUAAUAAUGGUGCUGCCCUAGAGAAGUCUUGAAAGUGUGUGUCAAAGGUGCGAGUACAAUUAGAGAAUAGACGUAGAUCUUCAGCAGAGUGUAGAGGCCUGAACGGUACCUAUAUGUGUAUUAGUGAGGCUAAGUAGAUAGGAGAGGGACUUUGAGAGGUCAAGAGAGGGCAGGUAGAUUUGCGUGUCAUCCACAAGAAGGGGUAUUGAUAAACUCAACAGCCAAAAGAGCUAUUGAGCUUACCAAGGGAAGCAGUACAGUUUAAGAAUAGUAGGGGGCCAAGGACAGAGCCUUGGGAAACACCAACAGAAAGGGGUUGCAGAGAAGAGGAAGAGCCAGAAAAAGAAAGACUAAAAGAGCACUGGGAUAGAUAGGAGGAGAACCUUGAAAGAGCAGAGUCGUGUAGACUGAGAUUAUGGGGAAUGAGAAGAAGCUGUUGAUGAAAUAGGUGUAUAUACAAUGAAUAAGGUGAAAAAAAAAAAAGAAAACUAGAGCUAUAUACAAUUAAUAAGAAAAUAAAGACUAACAAUAUAUAAUUUGUGAAACAGGACCCAAAUUUCCAAAUAAAUCUCUGUUGUCUAAGACAUUAUGGUUCUGAAUCACUCUGGUGUUAAUUCUCACUUGUGAUGCACAAUAAACUAUAUCUCUCAAAGUGAAGCAGUGCAAUGUAUCUAAAGCACUGAUACAAGGAGCUUCUACUGUUAACCUCUAAAGAGCAACAUUGUAUCUGAGGAGGUUGAAACAAAAAAGAGAGGGAACCUCAACUAAGUAGCGCUCUGUAGAAUUGUGGUGCACCACAAGUACACACCAAAUCAAGUAAAAAGUAAUCUCAUUCUGUUGAGAAACUACUGCAAGAUUAGAGAAAACUGUUCAGUGAAGAAACUGCUCUGUGGAAAUCCUAUGCUGUGCCUUCGAGGGCACCUGUGCUUAUGGAGCAAGCCAAGAGCUAACUGUCACUAAGGAGUGCAGCAGAAUUAAAUUGAUCUAGAAAUACCUGGAUUGAAAUUAAAUACUAUCUUUAAUACAUCUUAAUAAAUGUCAGUAAGUACAAAGACAAGUACAGUCACAGGUAAUGAGUGACCCCCGACUCGUGUUUCGCCGGUACGGCGGCUCUUCAGGGGGAAAGAUUCUCCAGAGUGCUACUUAGCUGAGGUUCCCUCUCUUUUUUUUUUUUUUUCAACCUCCUAAGAUACAGUGUGAGAAUUAACACCAGAGUAAUUCAGAACCAUGAUGUCUUAAUGACAUUAGACAACAUUUAUUUGCCAAUGUGGGUCCUGUCUCACAAAUCAUAUAUUAAUAUUAGUCUUUCUUUUCUUAUUAAUUUUAUAUAGCUCUAUUUUGUUUAUAUUUGUUGUUAUAUAUAUAUAUAUAUAUAUAUAUAUAUAUAUAUAUUUUGUAUUUACUAUCUAUCUAUUCAUUACCUAAUGGUGUUUGCCAUUUAUCUGAUACACCAAUUAUAGACAUUUUAAACUACUUUUAUCUUUUGCUCUCUUGGUCAGGGCACUCCUCCAUUUUGAAUUUUAUAACCAAACAGGUAGUAAUAGUAGUAAAAUAGUAGGAUUUUAAAAGCAAUCAUUAAGCGAAGACUAAUGGCUUUUGGGAAAUAAUAACAAACCUUUGCACUAAAGAUAAUUUCAUGAACUCUGUGGCUGAGCCUUACUUAUGUAGUUUACAAAAUAUCAUUUUAGAAAAAAAAGUGUUUAAAAGUAAAUUACAUUUCAUUUCUACACUGUACUGACAGAAUUUCUAGCAAAUGUACAGAUUGCAAGAAAAUUCUAUUUAAAAACAGGUCCCUCUUCCACCUUCAGUUAAUUAAUUCAUUAUAUUUGGCACAUAUCUCUAUGCCAGCAAGUGAAUGACAGGGGUGAGCAGGAGAACCUACCCACAGGGUGUUCUCAUGUUCUCUGGUGCAGUAACUACAUUGCAUGCACACUAUUUGCUGAAAACGCAGCAUUUCUUACACUGGCUAGGGGAGCAGGCCUUUAAACGGGAAAGUCCAAAUUGAGUGGUCUUGUCCCGCCGUCCCACUUUAGUUCACUGGUGGUCCACAUUUUAAGGAAACCAGGAAAAUGUCCCUGCCUAUCACAGCACUAACUCAUUAUUAGAUGCUUUAUUGCUGAGCAUCAGGCACUAGGACCAUGCAGGGAACAGUUCACUGGUGAUGGCCUUUGCCCACCCCUCAUGAUUCUUCCUUCCAGUUGUUGGGGGUAUGGGGUAGCACACGAUUCCAUUCAAGCAGUGAUGGGCUUGCAAUAAAACCAGCAUGUCUGUGUCAUGAAUGAGGAUUGUCCUUCAUGGGGAAAUGUCCCGUAGCAGGGCCUAUCAAAUCAGAGUGCAGACAGGAAAAGAGGCAGCUGUUACAAAUGUGUAACUAUGAGGCUUGCUAGGGCUGCACUAUUGCACUGGAAUUAUUUCUUUCUACGAUAAAUCAUAUUUUCAUUGCCUAUGAGUGGAUUAGUUAACAUGAAUCUACCUGUCAUUAUGGGUUUACUUUAAUGCCAAGGUUAACUAUCAAACUAAGGCUGAAUAUUUUUAAAUAAGCUUUUCAAAUCAUCAUAAUCUUUUACAUUUUUCAAUUAAUAUUACCAUAUACUGUAAUGAUGACUGGAGAUAAAACAUUUGAAAAGUUUUUCUAACAGAUUGGGAUAAUUUAAACAGCUUAUUAAAAAAUAUUAAAUCGAGGUCUAAGGAAAAAUGCAAUGUAUGAUUUACAAGGUCGAACUUGCAAUUCAUCUCAGGGCAUCAAAAGUUAAAAAAACAAACAAAAACAAAACAAUAUCACAUACUAUGAAAAUAUGAAAAUAACCAACCAAAAGUAACGUUUGAGGACCUUCUAAAUCAUCCUAAGUGUAUGACAGGGUAUAUAGAAUGAGGCAGAAAAAUAUUUUGAAGAAGAAGACCCAAGCCCAGGAGGGUCAGCCUGUCAACAGUUACAUAGAUUCUUGCUGACUACAGGACCCCCACAAUAUAAGGUAUUGUGGUACAUAUUUGGGGAGGCGUGGCUGUCAUUUGAGCAUCACUUUCUCAACAGUGGAGUUAUGUAACAACUCUCUUCACACACACCGAACUGCAACUACCUGUUGGAACUCCACUGAUAUAAGGGGGCUGCGUUUUACCACUAGAAAGCUAAAAGGAGGAUGAAGGAUAAGAUAGAGCUAUGACUGGUUUUAGAAAUUUGAGUCUCCACUAUUGAAGAUUCAGGGACUCUAAUAAGACAGACCCCUCAAAAUCAACAUGAUAUAAGUCAUGAUUUAAUCAAUGGACUACAUCAAAACACUGAACUUAAAAGGUACAAUGCAAGCACCACAAUAACUGCUGCUCGUUGUUGUGAUUAUGAUAGCUGCAGUGUUCCUCUUAAGUGGAUCUAACAACCAUCAUUCUGCUUCAGAAGUUAUAGUCCAAUAUCGAUUGCCAAGAAGAACAUUAGAACGCCCAGUAGGCUCUGAAAGCUUUUGAGGAAAUACUUCAUGUUAAAUGCCUUUGGUUCUUUGUGUACGCUGUACUCCAGCAACCUUCAUAGUGCUACACCACUGACUGUGUAUGGGGGACGAUUGGGAAGUUGCAACCCAUUGGAGUCUAUGGUUUCCUCCUACUUCCACUGUAGAUUUGCUGCUCUACCUGAUUUAAAGGGAAACUGUCUCUUCUCGUGAUUUUUAAUAUUCAGUCUGCUUAUGCCUAUAUUUAACAAAAUAUGUAUUUACGAGAUGUGAAAAAUAAGAUCCACACUUUAUCUUGCAGCUGGGUGCCUCCAUCUUAGAUGUCUGUCAAUCAUUGUUAGAAACAUGUCGAUUGUCAGUUGCUGUUGUCACUUAUUGUAGGUAGAGAGAGCUCUUUUAUUUAUUUUUUUAUUGAUCCUCGUAAAAAAAAAAAAUAGAAAUAAAAAAUGUUUGCCCUUGGCUUUGCCUGUACUGAACUAUAUUGUGAUGUAAUUUGAUAAAUCUUUAAUAAAGAUAAAAACAGAGUACAUGAAAAAAAGGUUAAAGGACCACUCUAGGCACCCAGACCACUUCAGCUUAAUGAAGUGGUCUGGGUGCCAGGUCCAGCUAGGGUUAACCCAUUUUUUCAUAAAUAUAGCAGUUUCAGAGAAACUGCUAUGUUUAUGAAUGGGUUAAGCCUUCCCCUAUUUCCUCUAGUGGCUGUCUCAUUGACAGCCACUAGAGGCGCUUGCGUGCUUCUCACUGUGAUUUUCACAGUGAGAGCACGCCAGCAUCCAUAGGAAAGCAUUAUUAUGAAUGCUUUCCUAUGUGACCGGCUGAAUGCGCGCGCAGCUCUUGCCGCGCGUGCGCAUUCAGCAGACGGGGAGGAGAAGAAGAGGAUCGGAGGAGGAGAGCUCUCCGCCCAGCGCUGGAAAAAGGUAAGUUUAACCCCUUUUCCCCUUUCCAGAGCCGGGCGGGAGGGGGACCCUGAGGGUGGGGGCACCCUCAGGGCACUAUAGUGCCAGGAAAACGAGUAUGUUUUCCUGGCACUAUAGUGGUCCUUUAACACAAGUUAUAGGUGAUCUUCAAUGUUUUAUUCAAUGGAAUAAUUUCUAGAGAAGUUACAGCUCCCCUCAAGGUACGUUGUGUAAUGUUCUAAUAUCUAAUAAACUGUAAUAAACUGAGCUGAUUCAUUUCAAAAGAAGGUUAUUAUAAUGCUCUGGGAACAAGGCACCCAAAAGUUAUUUUAAGGUAUAUGUUUUUGCCCCAGAUUACCAGUUUGUGAGGGCACCACAAUUCACACACACACACAAAAGGCAUGCAUACACCUGUUUGAUCGUCAGGAGAAGAUAAGAACAACGAACAAUUUCACAACAGUGAAAUCAAUAUUUGCUGUUACUAGAACAAAUAAUGUUUCCUAAAUCCUAAAAAGUAUCAAAAAGACUCACCUGGCUAACAUUGGCAAAUUAUAAUAAGUUAACAGAAAGUUCUCAUUCCCUCGAGUGGCGUUUGCAAGCGGAUACAGAUUUUCAUUUGUGCAUUCUUUAAAUAACUAUCUCCCCUCCUGGAUUUUGAAGUCCCGAGACUGGGAAUUCCAUUACUCUACUACAGCAUGUGAGAAAGAUUAAAUGCAUGAAAAAUUUGUAGGAAAGCUGAAACAAGCCCUAAUUGUGAGAAGUUACAAACAAAGAUGUUCAAAAAUAAGGAAAGGAAAGAAAUGUAGCAAUUGUGGCGGAUUGUAGAUUUUAAUAGGGAUUUAUUUGCUAAAGUCUGAAUUGUAGAAAAUUAAAGACAGACUGUUAAAACGUACACUAAAAUAGUAAUAAUACACCGAUUGCUUUAAUAGCAACUAUUAUUUUAACGUUGGAUGUUUUUGUCUUUAUAACUUCAGAGCAUUAUAAGCAUUCCAAAAAUAGACUGUAAGUCUAUUAUCUAAGAAAAUAUCACCAGCAUCAAUAGAAAAUUAAAUACAAUCUAUCGUUUAACCAAAAUUUUUGCAAAAUGUGCUGUCAGAAGCAAUUAGCCUACAGCCGGAGCAAUAUCUUUUCAAAGGAAAACAUGGAAGCCACAUCACUAUUACUCUUUCAGUGGAUGGCGUUGUGGUUUUUUAAGAGUACAAAAAAAUGCAAUUUUCUGGUGUAAUCUCACAGCACGUGAGCUAUACGUGAUGUACCACACUUGACAUAUAUUAACUGGUCAUGUUUGUAGGCAUGAAAUAAUCCCAUCAGUGCCAGAGAGUAGAGAGUAGCAAUGCACUGCUUCCUUCUGUGGUGCCUUAAGGGAAAUGCUAAAUUCAUAAAAUAAAACAAAAAACACAUAUGGGGUCUGUAAGACCUCAGCAUUUAAUCCAAGAGAGUUUGGGAUGCCGCGUCAAUUUUCUACGAUCUGCAUUAGGAAAGUAUAUAAGAGCGUGGGAUUACUUACUAGAAUCUCAGGGACCCAAUAGCUCUACAGUAGAUCCCCAGAUGUUUUAAAACUACAGCUUACUCGAUGCUUUGUCAUCCUAAAGACAUGCUAAGCAUCAUGGGGGCUGUAGUUUUACACCAUCUCUGGACCUUUUGGGCAGUCCUGCUCUACACUAAUGGAUUUGGUUUUUCUCAGUGUCACUGUAACCCAGAGCUCUAGAGCAGGAAUGAGAAAGAUGGCCAUGAUGUUCUUAAAUAUUUAUUAGUCAUGGUGAAAUAUAAAAAUGGAAAAUUGAUACCCAGCCAAUCAUUAAUGUGUUUUGUAAUUUUUAUGAUUAACCCCUUAAGGACCGAGGACGGUUCAGGACCGUCAUCGGCAUUUUUGCCUUGCCGACCGAUGACGGUCCUGAACCGUCCAAACGGUCUGGGGGUACUUACCUGAUCGCCGUCGUUCCCCCGGCGGCGAUCAGUGUUCCUCCGGUUGUGGGGAGACUGCCUGCAGCCCAGACAGUCUCCCCACGGCAGAUUAGGACCCCUGUGGCCAUGUGAUCGCUUAACACAGCGAUCACAUGGUCACAAUAGGUGUCCAUAGUGCUGCCUGCAGGGGGACUGCCUGUGCUGACAGGCAGUCUCCCUGCAGUGUAAAAUCAAAAAAUAAAAAUAAAAGUUAAUGGUAAUAAAAAAAUAAUAAUAAUUAUAUAUGUAUAAAUAUGAUAUAUAGACAUAUAUUAUAUCUAUAUAAUAUAUGUCUAUAUAUCAUAUAUAUAUAAUGUCAUACUAAGUGUAUUUUUAUAUUAAUAUGUACUUAUAUUAAUAUAAAAAUACACUUAUAAUUAAAUUACACACGUAUAUAUAUAAUAUAUAUAAUAACUAUAUAUAUUGUAUAUAUAUAUUAUUAUAAAAUAUAAAUAAUAAGUAAUUUAAAUUAAAUAAAAAAUUUUUAAAAUAAUAAAAAAUUUAAAAAAUUAUAUAGCUAUAUGAAAUUUUAUUCUAACUGUAUUUUAAAAUUAAUAUAUAUAUAUUUAUAUCAAAAUACACUUAGAAUGAAUUUGUAUAUAUAUCUAUGUAUAUAAAAAUAAAUAAAAAUAAUAAGAAAUAUACAUAUGUCCAUAUACAAAAUUACAUAAAUAAUUAUAUAAAUAUACACGUAGACUUCAAAUAUAUAAAUAUGCAUAUAUAUUUAAAUUCUACGUGCGUAUUUAUGUAAUAUUUUUACAUAAUUCAGUAAUUUUAUUGAUUGCAAUUUGAGGGACCUGCCUGCCAACCCAGGCCGAAAUUCCAGAGAAUUUAAUUUGUUAGCACUGUAUUUUACCCUGUAACGUUCUACGACACCCUAAAACCUGUACAUGGGGGGUACUGUUUUACUCGGGAGACUUCGCUGAACACAAAUAUUAGUGAUUCAAAACAGUAAAACAUAUCACAGCGAUGAUAUUGUCAGUGAAAGUUACUUUUUUUGCAUUUUUCACACACAAACAGCACUUUUACUGAUGAUAUAAUUGUUGUGAUACGUUUUCCAGUUUUUAAACACUAAUAUUUGUGUUCAAAUGUCUCCGAAAACAGUACCCCCCAUGUACAGGUUUUAUAGCAUUUUUGAAAGUUACAAGGUCAAAUAUAUGGGUCAAAUAUUUUUACAUUGAAAAUGGCCAGGUUGGUUACGUUGCCUUUGAGAGCGUAUGGUAGCCCAGGAAUGAGAAUUACCCCCAUGAUGGCAUACCAUUUGCAAAAGAAGACAACCCAAGGUAUUGCAAAUGGGGUAUGUCCAGUCUUUUUUAGUAACCACUUGGUCACAAACACUGGCCAAAAUUAGCGUUCAAUUUAGUUUUUUUACUUUUUUCACACACAAACAAAUAUGAAUGCUUACUUUGGCCAGUGUUUUCGACUAAGUGGCUACUAAAAAAGACUGGACAUACCCCAUAUUGAAUACCCUGGGUUGUCUACUUUAAAAAAAAUAUGUACAUGUGGGGUGUUAUUCAGAGAUUUAUGACAGAUAAUAGUGUUACAAUGUCACUAUUGAUAAAUUUUAAAAUGUAUGUUUUGAAACCGCAAUAUCCUACUUGUACCUAUAGCCCUAUAACAUGCAAAAAAAAGCAAAAAAGCACGUAAACACUAGGUAUUUUUAAACUCAGGACAAAAUUUUGAAUCUAUUUAGCAGUUUUUUUCAUUCGCUUUUGUAGAUGAGUAAAAGAUUUUUCAAGUAAAAGUCAAAAAACAUGUAUUUUUUUCAAUUUUUCAUCAGAUUUUUGUAUUUUUUUUAAAUUAAAAUACAUGAGAUUAUAUAAAUAAUGGUAUGUAAAGAAAGCCCAUUUUGUCCUGAAAAAAACAAUAUAUAAUUUGUAUGGGAACAGUAAAUGAGAAAGCGGAAAAUUACAGCCAAACACAAACACCACAAAAGUGUAAAAAUAUUCCUGGUCGCAAAUGUACAACAUCGCAAAAACAGUCCAGUCCUUAAGGGGUUAACCAGGAAACACUUUUAGACUGGGGUUGCUGUGCAUUUUAGAUAUAUAUAUUUAUAUUAUUUAUUUAUUUUUGUUACUGGCACUUUAUGUUUAAUGACUCUUACAUUAGUUUGCACCCUCCAUUUACAUAUUAUUCAGUUGUGGUUGUGGGAUUGGCAGACUCCUGGAGAGAGAGAAUAAUCAUGGACAGAAUAGCUUGAUUUGGUGUCCGAGGCGGCCAUUUUGGUCCUGGAUGCCUGUCAGAUUUCUUUGCUUUUAAAUGACUCUGGAAAAAAACAAAAACACUGGAAGUGGUGAGUCUCGGUCUCAGAAGGCAGGCAGCUAGCAAAUAAGAGUUUGGUUUUUUUUUAAAUAUCUUUUGACUCAUUUUAUGCAGGGUUCAUCACACAUAACAAAAUCAACCCAACUUAUUGCUAGGUGGCAUUUAUACCAGGGAUUCAUCUCAAGGGUAUAUUUGAUAGUUCUUACCACAUAUAUGUUUACUUACACCUCUCCCAAAAUCACAUCCUAUACUAUAACCUAAGGCACCCAUCCCUAAGCCUUAACAUAUACUGUCAAAAAAAAUCAAAGACAUUAUGACACCAAAUGUUUGAAUGAAUUCAGAUUAUAUGAACCUAUAUUUAUAAACUGCACACCUACUGUAUUUACACUGUAACCAUAUGAUUAACCCUGCACUGCCAACAUUAGCCCCAAACUUGCAGCAUUAACCAUAUCCCCACUAUAUUAAAACCCUGAAUUAACAGCAUUACUCUAACACCGGGGUACUUUAAAGGGACACUCUCUCAAAUUGUCUAAUUGGAGGGAUUAUUUCUCUCUUAAUAUUACAGGAGAUUUGGGGGCUGUCAGAUUAGUCUUUUCAUAAUCCUAGUUAAGGUUCCAGUCCUGGUCAGCCCCAAUUAUGAUGGAAGGUAGCUACAGAAACAUUAUUACUGAAUGUACAAAGUCAAUCAGGACAUUAAAUUAAUCAGUUUAUUAAUUACUAGUGAUCAACCCGACAUUGUUAUCUAGUCACAUUAUAUAAUGGUUUCAUGCACAGUAUGAAGAAUGAAAAAGUUAUAGUCAAAAAUAUGGUAAAUGCUCAAAUAGUGAGAGAGGAAGAUCCGUUAUCAAGUUAUCCCUAGUAUUUUACUACUAUAUUACGCGCAUGCACCCAGAGUACAAUUAUGGGGAUUUAGUCACUAAAAUGUAAACUGUAAAGAUUCAAAGGGAUAAUGGGAUAGGAUAGGCCAGACUGCCUAUAAUUCACUUAUAUACAUAAUUCAUAAUUCAUUCAAUGCAUAAUUUAUUUUCAGCACUUUCAGAGUGUAAUGGUGUUAUGGAGACAGGCUUAGGCACCAAUUGUAGUGGUGCUGUGGAGACAGGCUCAGGCACCAAGUGUAGUGGUGUUAUGCAGACAGGCUCUGCACCAAGUGUAGUGGUGUUAUGCAGACAGGCUCUGCACCAAGUGUAGUGGUGUUAUGGAAACAGGCUCAGGCACCAAGUGUAGUGGUGUUGUGGAGAUAGACUCAGGCACUGAGGGUAGUGGUGUUGUCGAGACAGGCUCAGGCACUGAGUGUAUUGGUGUUGGGGAGACAAGCUCAGGCACCGAGUGUAGUGGUGUUGUUGAGACAGACUCAGGCACUGAGGGUAGUGGUGUUGUGGAGACAGGCUCAGGCACUGAGGGUAGUGGUUUUAUGGAGACACUCUCAGGCACUGAGUGUAGUGGUGUUAUGGAGACAGGCUUGGAGAAUUUGGUGAGUCCUAAUAGAAAGCAGUUGUUGUUGGGGGAUUCUAUCAUAAGCAGGGCUGGAUUAACAUAGGGGCUGAUGGAGUUGCAGCUCCAGGUCCAUGUCCAUGGAACAGGCCCAGUGUUAAAAAAGAUAUAUAUAUAUAUAUAUAUAUAUAUGUAUUUUACUGCUCUUCUCACACUCUUGCUUAAGUAUGGAAACUUAAGAGGGAUGUAGGGGAACAAACCUGGUGCUGACUGGCUGACAAUUAAAUUAGUUAAAGUAAAGCUGAAUUUGUGCACUAUGCAAAUGCUCUUGCUGCUUCAGUCUCUCUGACACUGUGGCAUGUUCCCUUUCUUUUACACUCACUACCUACACCAUUUUUUCUGUCCUAGAUUGUAUAACAGAAGCUUCUGCCUGCUAGUAAGAAGGUAAGGAGAGGAGGGGACAAGUGAGUGUUAGGGGACUGUCCUUAGAAAGCGUGGAGCAAGCAAAUCAUUAGAUGCAUUUAUUCCAAGCUUAGGGCACUGUCUCUAUAACACGCCCAUAGUUGGCCAGCAUGCAUGAAUGGCAGGCAGCCUGAAAUGCAUUCAUGUCAGGCUGGCCUUCCAAUUUUUCAGGCAGAUAUGCCACCCCUUUUUUAGGCAUGUUAGCCUCUUUGGGCCGUGCCAGUUAUGUGACUCGCGUCAGUGGCCCAUCCUUUUAUCCCACCCACCGACGUCCUGCUUCACUGGACACUGCUGUUAGGGGAGAAGGAUUCACUUGAGAGAUGAAAGCGAGAUAUUAGCAUAGGGUAUGUGUUUUCUGAUAGCUUUAUCCUGUGAGUUUCCCUCCAGCAUCCCCUCCACCAGAUACAUGAAACUCUUUUAGUGUUUUCUGUCGAUAAGUUCCUGUAAUUAGGCCCAUCAUAAUUGUCAUAAAUAACAUAAAUCUAUGUUAGGGAAAAUUUCCUGAGCAUAGAUUAGAGGUAGAGGUAAAUUUCCCAGACCAUAAACAUGCGCCAGAGCAGAAAAUCCCUUAAAUUUAUGUUCGGGGAAAUUGAAUCUUCCUGAUGUUAACUGGAAAACCAAAAUAGCUGCUUGUGCCAGGAGCACACAUAUUCUAAACUCCCUACUGGGAUUGUCUCUAAAACAAGUCAUUGAGGAGCCAACUUGUAAAGAAGCCAUACUAGAUUUAGUGUUAACAAAUGGAGGUUUGCUAUCGGGUAUCACUGUGAAAGUUUAGGAUCCAGUGAUCAUCAGUCAGUGUGGUUUAAUGUAAGAACAGUGACAGAGUCACACAACACAAAAACAAAAGUUUUAGACUUUAUAAAAACAGACUUUUCUAAAAUUAGAAUAUGUGUAAAGGAGACAUUAUCAGACUGGAGCAUUUUAAAUGGAGUCCAAGAGAAAUGGGAUUAUUUAAAAGUGUCACUGCUGAAGGCAACAGAAAAUUACAGUAGUCUUGUCAGUAAAAGUAAAAAAAUUAAGAAACCACCGUGGUACUCCGCAGAUGGGGCCAAAAUAGUAAAAAACUAAAAGUUAGCAUUUAGUAAUUAUAAAAAAAAAAAACAGCAUGAGGAAGAUAGACAGAUCUAUAAGAUUAGGCAGAAAGAGGCACACAGAAGAGAAAAUAGCACAGUCAGUAAAAAAAUGUGGACACAACAUUUUUUAGAUACAUAAAUGAAAAAAGAAAAGUAAAACAAGGAUUACAUAGUUACAUAGCUGAAAAGAGACUUGCGUCCAUCAAGUUCAGCCUUCCUCACAUUUGUUUUUUGCUGUUGAUCAAAAAGAAGGCAAAAGAAGGCAAAAAAACCCAGUUUGAAGCACAAUUUUGCAACAAGCUAGGAAAAAAUGUCCUUCUUGACCCCAGAAUGGCAGUCAGAUUUAUCCUUGGAUCAAGCAGUUAUUACCCUACAUUGAAAGAGUAUAUCCUUGAAUAUUCUGUUUUUGCAAGUAUGCAUCUAGUAACUGUUUGAACAUCUGUAUGGACUCUGAUAAAACCACUUCUUCAGGCAGAGAAUUCCACAUCCUUAUUGUUCUUACAGUAAAAAAACAUUUCCUUUGCCUUUAGUUUAGUUAGAUUAAAAACAAAAGAAGUAAGGUAUGUAGAAGAGGAUAAAGGUCUAGCUGACUGCCUUAAUGAAUAUUUUUGUUCAGUAUUUACAGAUGAAAAUUAAGAAAAGGGUCCUCAGUUGGGAAAAAGGACAAAUUAGUCUUUUGUUACAUGUGAGUUUACAACUGUCAAAAGUAAAGACAAAUAAUGGGACCUGAUGGAAUACACCCAAAGUUAUUAAAAUAGUUUAAUGGUGUACUAGCAAAACCAUUAACAGAUUUAUUUAACCAAUCAUUGUUAACAGGAGUAGUCCCAGAAGAUUGGAAGUUAGCGAAUGUUGUGCCCAUUCACAAGAAAGGUAGUAGGGAGGAGUCGGGCAACUACAGGCCAAUAAACCUUACUUCAGUAGUGGGGAAAGUAAUGGAAACCAUGUUAAAGGAUAGGAUUGAUGAACAUCUAAAAUCACAUGGAUUUCAAGAUCAGAGACAACAUGGGUUUACUUCAGGGAGAUCCUGCCAAAAUAAUCUUAUUCAUUUUUUUUGAUUGGGUAACUAAUAUAAUAGAUCAGGGUGGUGCAGUAGACAUUGCUUACCUAGAUUUCAGUAAUGCUUUUGACACUGUUGCACAUAGAAGGAUUAUCAAUAAACUGCAAUCUUUAAGAUUGGAUUCCAAUAUUGUUAAAUGGGUAAGGCAGUGGCUAAGUGACAGGCAACAGAGGGUUGUAGUUAAUGGAAUAUAUUCAAAGCUUGGACUUUUCACCAGUGGGGUAACUCAGGGAUCUGUACUUGGACCCAUUCUCUUUAAUAUUUUUAUUAGUGAUAUUGCAGAAGGUCUUGAUGGUAAGGUGUGUCUUUUUGCUGAUGAUACUAAGAUAUGUAACAGGGUUCAUUUUCCAGGAGGGAUAAACCAAAUUAGGUAAACUAGAAAAAUGGUCAGAGUUGCGGCAGCUGACAUUUAAUGUGGAUAAGUGCAAGAUAAUGCAUCUUAUACGUUAAAACCCAAGGGCAGAGUAGAGAAUAUUUGAAAGAGUCCUAACCUCAACAUGUGAGGAAAGAGAUUUAGGGGUAAUUAUUCCUGAUGACUUAAAGGUAGGCAGGCAAUGUAAUAGAGCAGUAGGAAAUGCUAGCAGAAUGCUUGGUUGUAUAGGGAGAGGCAGGGCCGGCCUUAGGGGUGUGCGAGCUGUGCGACCGCACAGGGCGCCAUGGAACAGGGGGCGCCCUGUGGCCGACACAGCUCACUCAUGGCCGGAGUGGAGGGGAGCUAAAAGAGGUACCUGGCUGGAGGAUUAAUUAUUCUCCACCCGGGUCUAUUUAAAAAAAAAAAAAAAAAUCGCGGCAGAGGGGGCGGGGUUUACCGAGCGGCGGAGGCGGGGCUUAUCGAGAGGCGGAGACGGGGCUAAUACCUCCCGAAGCCCCUGCUGUACAGGAAGAGGGAAAGAUGCUUCCCAUCAGCCAACUGCAUCCACUGGAAAGAGGUAAGUGUGUGUGUGUGACUGUUUGCCUGUUUGUGUGACUGUCUGUCUGUGUGUGUGUGUGACUGUCUGUGUAACUGCCUGUCCUUGUGUGUGUGUGUGUGUGUGACUGUCUGUCUCUGUGUGUGUGUGUGACUGUCUCUGUGUGUGACUGUCUCUGUGUGUGACUGCCUGCCUGUGUGUGACUGUCUGUGUGUGUGACUGUCUGUCUGUGUGACUGCCCAUGUAUGUGACUGCCUGUGUGUGUGACUGUCUGUCUGUGUGACUGUCUGUCUGUGUGACUGUCUGUCUGUGUGACUGCCCGUGUGUGUGACUGCCUGUGUGUGUGAGACUGUCUGUGUGUGUGACUGUCUGUCUGUGUGUGUGACUGCCUGUGUGUGUGACUGCCUGUAUGUGACUGCCUGCCUGCCUGUGUGUGUCUGUCUGUAACUAUCUGUCUGUGUGUGACUGCCCGCCUGUGUGUGUGACUUUCUAUCUGUGUGACUGCCUGCCUGUGUGUGUAUAACUGUCUAUGUGUGUGUUACUGUGUGUCUGUCUGUGUGUGUGACUGCCUAUGUGACUGUCUGUCUGUGUGUGUCGCUGUAGCUGUGCCAUUGUUUGUGCCUGUGCCUGUGCCUGUAUGUGUGACUGCCUUUAACUGAGUGUGUGUGUACAUGCCUGUAACCGAGUUUAAAUUUCCCCCACCCCUUCCUGUCAAGGCCGCACUUUGACUGACAGAUGCUCACUCACUGACAGACGCACACUCACUGACAGACACACACUCUCAUAUACACUGACAAACAACGACAUACACACAUACACUAUUACUUGGACACACACUGACAGAUGCACACUCUCACUGACAGGCGCAAGCACUCACUGAAAGAUGCACGACUCCACUGACCGACACAUACACACUGACUGACACACACUCACUGACCGACACACACUCACUGACCGACACAUACACACUCACUGACCUACACACACUCACUGACGACACAUACACACUCACUGACGACACAUACACACUCACUGACGACACAUACACACUCACUGACUGACACAUACACACUCACUGACUGACACAUACACACUCACUGACUGGCACAUACACACUCACUGACUGGCACAUACACACUCACUGACUGGCACAUACACACUCACUGACUGACACAUAUACACUCACUGACCAACACACACAUUCACUCACAGACACACACACAUUCACUUACAGACACACACAAUUACACACUUACAGACACACACACACACACACACACACACACACACAUUCACUUCAAAAUAAACACUCACAGACACACACACAGACAUUUCCACCAACACUCACAAACUAAUAUUUUUUACAUUUAUUUUAAAUCCACCCAGCCUCCCUGGGAAAGCUGGAGUGGAUUUCUUACCAGCAGUCCAGUGUGGCUGCUGGGCAGGCAGGCAGGGGGCGCACAGGCUGAGUAAGCAGCGCUUAGUGAUGCCGGGAGCCGGACUGACGUCAUAUUCUGGCUCCCGGCUUCAUUAAGCGGCGCAGAGGAAGCUGAGCAGGAAGAGCUCAGGUGAGUAUGCUCCUUCGCUGCCCGCUGCCAGCCUUGGGGGGGCUCAAAAGUGGCCAGCCGGUCAGCUCUUGAGCCCCCCAGGAUGCGAGGCAAGCAAGGGAUCUGCCUGGGGGUUUGGAGGGAUGCUUUUUUUUGCCGCCCCCUGCAAAGUGGCGCCCAAGGCAGAUGCCUUGUUUGCCUCGUGAUACACACGUCCCCGGUGCCUGUGUGUGUUACUGUAUUCAGGCAACUUGGUGGGAGGUGGGGGGGGCGCCGUGAAGACUUUUUGCACAGGGCGCCUAAUUGCCUAAGGCCGGCCCUGGGGAGAGGUAUUAGCAGUAGUAAGAGGGAAGUGCUCAUGCCAUUGCACAGAACACUGGUGAGACCUUACUUGGAGUAUUGCACGGAGUACUGGAGACUGUAUCUCCAGAAGGAUAUUGAUACUUUAGAGAGAGUUCAGAGAAGGGCUACUAAACUGGUUCAUGGAUUGCAGGAUAAAAUUUACAAGGAAAGGUUAAAGGAACUUUAGGAAUAGCUUGGAGGAAAGACGAGACGGGUGGUUUAUGAUAGAAACAUUUAAAUACAUAAAGAAAAUCAACACAGUAGAGGAGGAGACUAUAUUUAAAAGAAUAAAAACUACCACAACAAGAGGACAUAGUCUUAAAUUAGAGGGGCAAAAGUUUAAAAAUAAUAUCAGGAAGUAUUACUUUACUGAGAAGGGAGUGGAUGCAUGGAAUAGCCUUCCAGCUGAAGUGGUAGAGGUUAACACAGUAAAAGAGUUUAAGCAUGCGUGGGAUAGGCAUAAGGCUAUCCUAGCUAGCUAUCAGAUAAGGCCAGGGACUAAUAAAAUAUUCAGAAAAUUGGGCAGAGUAGAUGGGCCGAAUGGUUCUUAUCUGCCAUCACAUUCUAUGUCAGUAUGUAUGAAUGUCAGUAUGUAUGUCACUAUGCAUGUCAGUAUGUAUGUAUGUUUGUCAGUAUGUCAGUAUGUAUGUAUAUAUGUAUAUAUGUAUGUAUGUCAGUAUGUAUGUAUGUGUCUGUAUGUAUGUCAGUAUGUAUGUAUAUGUGUGUGUGUAUGUUCUUAUUCAUGUGUGUGUCUGUAUGUAUGUUAGUAUGUAUCUUUGUGUCACUAUGUAUGUCUGUGUGUCUGUAUAUGUGUGUAUGUCUCUUUCAGUAUAUGUGUCUGUUAGUAUGUAUAUGUAUGUGUCACUAUGUGUGUACCUUUGUGUGCGUGUAUCUGUGUCCUUUUGUAUCAGUGUGUGUGUCUUUGUUUAUGUCUGUGUGUGCAUUCCUGUGGGCCUUGGGCUGGGCUUGGUGGCGGCCCCCCAGGAGCCCAGAUCUUGAGCUGUGUUAGGGUCACCAAAAUUUCUGAUGGCGGCCCUGCCCACAUAUAAUACAUCCCCAAAUAGCCCUGAUCUGUGCCCGAGUUCUUCAAAUAGCACUCAGAUCCAUGCAGUUUAGGGGACAUGUCACUGUGUUAAAGUUCUGACCGGCCGCACACAUGUUUCUAUGCCCAAAAGAGUUCCAGGGCAUUUGAUGCUUUUGCCGGUCAACUUUCAAGAGCCCCUUGCGUCUGAAAUACAGGGUGCUCCGUCUGGCUCUCAGGUGGCAUUUGUUCCCCUUAGUCACAUCCACCUUUCCUCCAAAAAGCACUCUCCUGGCGGGUUGCAAAGUGGUGUUAAACCGCAGACCAACUUGUCCGGGAACCGCACGGUCACCUCACGCCAAAAACUGUUCCAUAACAUUCGCAGCUAUUUACCGCUGAGGUGAUCGGGGACCCAUGAAGUACUCAUGCUGAAAUUAAUUUCAUAGCGGUCGCAGAUUAGUACCACUGAGGAUCAUUCAUGGGUUUGGUUAAUACCAGGGAGCUAGCGUUUGGAAAGUGCCAAACCAGGGACACCAAGGCAAUGCUGCUUGUGGAGGCCGGGCAGGUUAACUCCCGAACAAGGUCUUUAGAUACUGUCCAUAGUCCUUGGGCAAGAGGCUAGCUAGCAGGAUACUCCAGGAGCUCGUGGCAUAGGCACGUUUGCCACAUAUAUAUAUCUUUAUGAAUCUGGAUAAUCUAUAUAUAUAAUAUAAUACGAAAGUUCACAUGACUGUGGGACAAGUGAUACCCAGUGUUAGGUCCUCAAACUCCGUACCACAGUCAUGCGAAAUUUCGUAUUAUGGAACAAUAAAAAAGAUAUAUUGAAGAUAAAGUAACGGCGAGUGCAGUCAUAUCUAUUCAAAGCUUUAUCUGUUUGUUUUCAUAGACUGACGCCCUAGAAAUUAAACGAUCUCUAAAACAAGUGUGCCAUUAUUUAUAGCGUUCUAUGUUAUAUAAUUGUAUCAAAAUUAUUAUGAAAAUAAUGGAAUUCUUAACUUUUUGCAUUUCAAAUAUAAUACUCAUGGAAUUGUAUUAUUUAAAUUUCAGACAUUAACUAAUAGCAACCCCCAUCUUUAUUUCUCUGACCAGAGAUAUGGAGACGUUCGAGGUUACGGUUUGAUUUUCCCUCUAUUUGUUCAUUACACAUUCAAAAGGUUUAUGACUCAGCAGAUUCAACACAUCUGUAUUUGCUCAUUGUCUUAGGCUCUAUUAAAGUGGUUUUAGUUUUUUGAAGUCAUAAAUUGGAUUAUACCAUUGUCUGAAAAGGCAUUUGUAAUGACGUUGUUGUCUUAACUUUACUCAGUGUCAGGGAAAAAACUGCUUUGUUAUUUCAAAAGGAACAACAUGGUUGUGACUCCAUCCUCUUAAUGUGAUGUGAAUGUAUGCAUGUGAUAAUUGUAUGUGAUUUUAUAGGGUCAGGACCAUCUGCCCACCAUAACUAUAGUAAAAUCUUACCUUUAUUCCAGUCUGCUGGUGCUGGCUCUGCCCCUGAUCUGCCUUAUUGGCGGAUAUAAUCAGAAGUGAUAAUCUCGUCCAAUCACAAUGCAAAGGAAAGCAUUGGAUUGACUAAGAUUGUCAUUCUGGUGAUCUCAGCCAAGGAGGUGGGCCAGAGUUAGGACUUAACGCCUGGCCAAUCAGUAUUUCUUAUAGAGAUGCAUUGAAUCAACGCAUGUCUAUGAGAAAUGUUCAGCAUCUCUAUCGGCUGGAGACACUGAAUGUCACACUGUGCAGCACUGCUCUAGAAAGCACGUCUAGUAGCCAUAUGAGGAGUAGUCACUGGAGGUAUCCCUAGGCUGUAAUGUAAACACUGCAUUUUCUCUGAAAAGACAGUUUUUACUGAAAAAACACCUGCAAAGACUGAAUAUACUCACCAGAAUAACUAUAUUAAGCUGUAGUCGUUCUGGUGACUCUAGUGUCCAUUUAAGUUCCACUGAGCUAAACAACCAGGAAGUGACAGGACCGGUAAUGUAACUGACAGCCAACAGUGUAACAAGUUAUAAUAGUGCCAAAUUCUACUGAAAGAGAGGAUUCACUCUUCACACUUAAAGCACUUCAACAAGCAGAAGUGUUUUAGCAGUCUGGAGGGCCCUUAUAAUAUUUCUCCUCUGAGAUUCUGUAUGUGUUAAUUAUUUCUCAUGUUUUAAUGUUUUAUUGCAGCUAUGCAGAGUCUAAAUUUUUCCUUCCUAGCAAUCUUACUUGUCCACCUUCUGGAUUUGGGUGGGCAAGGGAGCAGACUGCACAGGCAGGCAGGCCCGCCCAUGAAAGGGGCAGGACCAGUCAUAAAAUUAGCAUCUUGCUCCUUUUUGCAUUUUGAAAUUUUUCUGUCAGAUUUCAAAAUACGGGUCAGGUCCCAUUUUUUGCAGGGACAGUAACCCAAACUGUGGGACAGUCCUGGCAAAAUCAGGACUGUUGUAAUAUAUGGUUUAGUGUGUUGUUACAUAUAUAGUAUAUAUAAUUAGUCUAACCAUAACCACACCUUCAAUAAUCAAUUACACAUUCUAUAAAUCAGGGUCGACAUUGGGUUAUUGUUGCAACUCUCACAACUAUGAGAUAUUGAGAUAGACAAGUCAGGUACAGAUGCAGAAAGUAUGGCAAAAAAUUAGAAAAGAAUUUAGAGAUAGCAAUUUUAUUAUCAGAGAGCUUGUAGAACUUAAAUCAAGAGAGAGAAUGUUCCAAAACACUAGAUAAAUAUUAAGAGAAGAGAUGACCUUGAGCAUGAUUAAUAGCUGGGUCCAGGGAGAAUUGGUGAUGGCUCUAAUUCCAGCUCGUAGUCGGUGUUGGUGCUCGCUUGGAUCUAUUCAGAGUGCACUCAUGGACAGUCCUGACAUGCAGGCACUACUCUUACCUAAAUUGGGCAUUGGGUGAAGGCUACAUAAUACUGAGACUUUAAGUGUCUCUGCCUGUUGUGGCAUUUCUUGCUUACUCUAAUUACUCUUAAGGCUCUCCUGUGUACUUACUCUGCUUGCUGUACCUGAAACUAGUGCUUUAAGUUCUGUUUUAACUAAUCUUGUUAUAUUCUACUAGCACUGUCGUUCUUUCUACCUUCUUUAAUAUUAAAGGAUCCAGGGCUGGUCCAAGACAUUGUGUUGCCAGGGUCCAAGGGUGAAAUGCUGACUCCCCCCCCUCACCAAAAUCUAAACCAUGUCCACAUUCAUUAGUUGAUUCAGUGUGUGUAUUGUAUGCAGUGUGUGUAGUGAAAGCAUUAUGUGUGUGUACAGUGGAUGAAGUGUCUGUGUGUAUUGUACGCAGUGUGUGUAGUGAACGCAUUGUGUGUGUGUGUAUAUAUAGUGGAUGCAGUGUGUGUGAAGUGCAUGUAGUGUCUGUGUGUGUAGUGCAUGUGGUGUGUGUCUUGUAUGCAGUGUGUGUAGUGGAUGCAGUUUGUGUAGUGCAUGCAGUGUGUGUAGUGUAUGUAGUGUGUAUAUUGCAUGCAGUGUAGUGGAUGCAGUGUGUGUGUAUAGUGGGUGCAGUGUGUGUAUUGUGAGCAGUUUGUGUGUAGGGCAUGCACUGUGUAUAAUAUGCAGUAUGUGUAGUGCAUAUAAUAUGUGUGUGUAACAUAUGUAGUGUGUAGUGCAUGUAGUAUGUGUCUUGUAUGCAGUGUGUAUAGUGGAUGCAGUGUGUGUGUGUAGUGCAUACAGUGUGUGUAUUAUAUGCAGUGUGUGUGUAGGGCGUGCAGUGUGUAUUGUAUGCAGUAUGUGUAGUGAAUGCAUUGUGUGUGUGUAUGUGUGUUUAUAGUGGAUGCAGUGUGUGUAGUGCAUACAAUGUGUGUGUGUAGUAUAUGUAGUGUGUAGUGCAUGUAGUGUGUGUCUUGUAUGCAGUGUGUAUAGUGGAUGAAGUGUGUUUGUAGUGCAUGUAGUAUAUGUGAAGUGCAUAGUGUGUGUAGUGCAUGCAGUGUGUAUGGUUCACGUAGUGUGUAUUGUAUGCACUGUGUGUAGUGAAUGCAUUGUGUGUUUGUGUGUGUGUGCAUUGUGGAUGCAGUGUGUUUGUAGUGCAUGCAGUGUGUUUGUGUGUGGUGCAUGUAGUGUAGGACAUAUCUGUAACAUGAUUGGAGCUUAGCACAAGCACUGAUAUUAUCAUAUACCUUUUGCAAGUUAAUGUAUUUUAUUGUCACCAUUGUACUGAAAAGUUUCUCUAAUAUGUGUCUCAAUAAAAAUAUUGAUUUGACACAAAAAAAAUGUGAAGACAAGAACAUUAGAAAAAACUCUAAAAAGAAAAAAACAAACUUUUAGAUUUUAAUCACACUAUAUUACAUUGAAUCAUAUUUCCUAAAAGAACAGUACAGAAAAUGUUGCUUUUCAUGUAAAUAAAAUGCGUUUCCCCUUGAAAUGUCUUUGUGAUAGGCCAAGAACGGUUUGGAAACAUGACAAGAGUUUACUAUCGAGAAGCUGUUGGAGCAUUUAUUGUCUUUGAUGUCACAAGGCCAGCAACAUUUGAAGCUGUGACAAAAUGGAAAGAAGAUUUAGACUCAAAAUUGACUCUAUCUAAUGGCACACCUGUAUCAGCUGUGCUUUUAGCCAACAAAUGUGAUCAGGGAAAAGAUGGGCUCAAAAACAACGGCAUCAAACUGGACCAGUUUUGCAAAGAGCACGGUUUUGUUGGCUGGUAUGAAACAUCGGCAAAGGUAAGAUUUAGAAGUGUGCCUUUAAUAUAUAUGUAUUUAUUUUUUCUGGUUUAAUUUGUUUCACUUGUAAAAACCUAACAUGUCAAGUCUUUACAGAAAAAAUAUCAAAUCUCUACAAACAAACCAUACAGGAUAUUCUAAAUAAAAAGUAAUAUAUCAGAAGAACUCACAGUGUGACCUAAGACUCCUUGGAAUUAUUAAAGGAUCACUAUAGUGUCAGGAAAACAAACCCAUUUUCCUGACACUAUACAAUCCUAAGGGUCCCCCCACCCUCAGGGUCCCCCUCCCCCUGGGCUGAAGGGGUUAAGACCCCUUCAGCCACUUACCUUAAUACAGCUCCGGGAUCGCUCAGCGCUGGUGACCUCUCUGCCCCCGCCGACGUUAGCUCCCGAGUGGAGCCGAAUGCGCAUGCGCGGCAAGAGUCGCGCGCGCAUUAAAACAUUGCAUAGGAAAGCAUUUCUCAAUGCUUUCCUAUGGACGUUCUACAUGCUGGAUGCGAUUUUCGCAUUCCAGCGUCACAGAAGCACCUCUAGCGGCUGUCAGGAAGACAGCCACUAAAGGCUUGAUUAACCCUGCAAUGUAAACAUAGCUGUUUCUUUGAGACGGCUAUGUUUACAUCUGAAGGGUUUAAAUCUGGGGGAACUAGCACCCAGAUCACUUCAUUGAGCUGAAGUGGUCUGGGUCACUAUAAUAUCCCUUUAAAUUAGGAACCCAGUGGUGUCACUGUUGCUUUUAUGUGUAGUUUUGAUAACAUUAUAGCAUAUUUCAUAUGCAAUAUAUUACAGAAGGGUUCAUGCUUUAGGAAACCCAGUGGGGAUCCACUAAAUUAGGAUCCACUAAAGUGCCACACUAAAUUAUAACCAUUCAAUGCAACAUCUUCCCAUACUGAUUUCUAUCCCCAAUGCUGCCCUACCUAUUGUGUUUUUCUACCCCACAUCCUCUAGAUCAGGGGUAAGCAACCUAUGGCACUCCAGAUGUUGUGGACUACAUCUGCCAUAAUACUCUUACAGCCAUAAUGCAGGCAAAUCAUCAUGGGAGAUGUAGUCCAGAACACCUGGCGUGCUGAAGGUUGCCUACCUCUGCUCUAGAUUGUAAGUUCUUUCGAGCCAUGUCCUCAUCAAACUAUUGUUCCAGUAACAUUUUGUAAUUGUCUCAUUUAUUGUUAAAUUCACAUUUCAUAAUAUUACAAAGCGCUGCGGAACAUCUUGAUACUAUAAAUGUAAAUAAUAAUAAUGACGGCCUAUGAUAUUAGUGGUAUGAAGCUUAUCGUUCCUCACCUCUCUCAUUAGAGUAUAAUCCAAUGGGCAGAACUCCCAAGACCUAGUAGCUUUGUUGCCUGGUGCAUCCUUUACAGUAUCUAGUGCGGUGGAAUUUGUAGGAACUUAUAUAAAUUUAUAAAGGAUUAUAAUGAGUAGAAAUUUAUAUUAAAGUGCUAUGGUUACACAGUCUGGUAGCAGCUUGAAUUAUUGCUCUCUCUCUUUCCAUCUUAUGUUUCCCAUAUCAGCUUCUCAAAAAUGCCAGAGUCUAUACAAAUCUAAUGUGCAAUAAAUAAAUAUAACAUUUUUUAUUGCUCUAUGAUUGUUUCCAAUGCUUGAGUUUAAAAUGAUAAUGUUUACUUUUCAUUUUUUAAACCCAGCUCUUUCUCCAGUUCCUUGGUAAUGCAUGUUCUCGACAGAAUACUAAUCAGCUUCGAGGAAUUCUGUCAUUUUCAGUUAAUCAGUAAUAGUUGCCAGUGGCAGCAAAAUAAGGAUGUAGUCCACAGGGUGUCGACAUUACCAGAAUGACUAUUUUAACCACCUGCUUGCAUUUUCUAGUAGCAAUUGACAUGAAAUAAAUCAUUGGAAGUAAAAUAGUUCAAUGUCAACGUGUGUCAUAAUGUGAUCCCUGCAACAACCAAAAUUAUUAAACCAGAGUUAUAAUGUAGUAAAAAUGUAAGAGAGGAAAUUUUCUUUAUAAAUAUCCAUUUAUAUGUGAAGUGAUAAAACAUUUCUACUACAACCUCUCACCUGAAAGUAUUUAUCUCUCAGAUCAUCCCAAAUUAAAUUGCAUUUUUAGAAUUAGAAUUUUUGUAAAAAAUUUUUUAAAUAAAUAUAUAUAUAUAUGUGUGUGUGUAUAUGUAUAUAUAUAUAAAUAUAUAUAUAUAUAUAUAUAUAUAUAUUAUUCCAUUCUAAGUGUAUUUUGAUAUUAUUAUAUUCAUAUAUAUAUGAAUUUAAUAUUAAUAAUAUAAAUAUAUAUAAUACUAUCAUUAAUAAUAGUUAUUAGUUAUUAAUAUAUCAGCCCACGAGAAAUACUACAUAAUUUAAAUUGUAGCCCUAUAUUUGACCAUUUAACUUUCCAAAAAACCCUAAAAUCUGCACAUGGGGGCAUGAUCAUACUCAUGGGUCAUCAGAGCACACACAUAUAUAGAGUAAAAGCUAACAACAAUUUGAAAUGUACAGUUAAAUGCCAACAGAACUUGGAAAAUAAAAAAAAAAUCUUAAUUUCUCAAACUUUGAUUUUAUUUACAUUAAAUUAUGUUGCAUAUAUAAAUAUUUGAUGGGACAUAAAAUAUCACCAAAUAUUCUCUCCUUCAUUAGCUUGACACCUAAAAUAAGCCAUUUUCAUUAAUAUAAUGCUAAGCAUUUGUAAUGAUAGCCAUGGUUAUAGCGAUGCUAAAAUGUGCUGCAACUUUUUUUAUGUUUACAUUAGAAUAAACUGCCCCGUCCAAUUCAAGAUAAAGAAACUGCAAUUUAAAAAAAAAACAUUGUCUAAGGAAUAACCAUGGACUGCAUAAAAAGCUGUGUUUUUAAAACAGUGUUCCGUUGCUAUGAGAUCUUAAAAUAAAUUAGAUGUGAUCUAAAAAAAGGACUACCAACAGAAUUCUGCGGAAACUUUAGGAACUCAAUUUUUGAGAGUUGUUUGGGUACAGCCAACCUAAAAGAAACACAACAGAUGUGUAGUGCAAUUCUGCCCAUGUAAUCUAAAAUAUGGAUUUUAAGUCAUUCACAAGUGAUACGAGAUGAUGUUCAUCAGUGUUGAUGGAAGAGAGGGUGCUGAUGCACAAACAAAACAAAAAAUAUUUUGGGCCCCUAUAGAUGUAGAUCCUUAACUGCCAUACUACUCCUAAAAUAGUUUGCCAACUAAGGAUCUACCAUUUGCCCAUCCCUCCCUGGUUGUAUUUUUGAGCGCAUUGCCUGUGCAACUAUAGACGUCCUUCUGUGGAGUUGAUGGAGAUUUUGCAUAAAUUUCAAUCAGUUGGGAUUUUUUAAAAUUAUUUUUGAUCUUUCCACAAACUUUAGCUACACUUAGCGCUCUACAACCUCAUCUGUAAAUAACUGUGCUAAACUUUCACUAUUAGCAAAAGCCAACAGUGGCUACAAAUUUUCACCUGGUUUGCAACCUUGUGUCACGGUUCUCACCGCAACAUCCAAACUGCCAGACAAGGUCACCCCAGAAGUGCCCAUCUUGUCUGAUCUUGCCUUGUAUCCAACACUAGGGGCUGGACGUUAUCUGUGGUUGCUCCAAUAUUCUCAGCACACCUGAAGCUGAUGGCCCAAUUAGCCAGGUAUAAGACACUGCCUCUCCCUGAGGGCAGUGUCAGUUCAUUGACUCUGGUUCCGUAUUGCUGUUUGUGUUCCAGUGUGCUCCUGUUGAUUCCUGACCUUGGCUUGUUACUCCGUAUAUCCUGACUUCUUGCAUCCUCUGACCUUGGCUCUCUAUUGGUUUAUCCUGAUUUCUGGCACCCACUGACCUUUGGAUUACCAACGAUGAUUCUCCUGUUUAUGUCCGUAUCUGCACUUCGACUUGGAGCAUCAUCCUGCACAGCCCCCGUGCACCGACUCACAGGCCAGGUGAAUUUUUACCUGACCACCUUGGCCUGUGUUUUCUUGCAAGGGUGAGCACAUAUAUCUGUGCUACAGACUCCCAUUUAGGUAAGCCCUAACAGGAUGAACUGACCAUUAUGGAGUCCGCAGAGAUAUGUAAGCUGCUCACCUCCCUUGCUCAGCAAGUGUCCAGCCUGACCCAGACUGUUUCAGAGCUGCAGCAAGAAGUUCCAUUUCUUAAAGACACAGUACACCCAGCUCCAGAACCUGCUUAUCUAGAGCCGUUUGUUGUGAUGCCUGGAAGAUUUGAUGGUUCCCGUUCCUCAUUUACAUCAUUUAGGAUGGAUUGUGAGCUCAUACUUGCCCUUAAGCUCAGCACCUAUUACAGAGACUUUGUCAAGAUCCGGUCUGCUAUUAAUUUACUUUCUGGACGGAUUAAGGAGUGGGCAUACCAGAAGCUGCAGGAGAAAAGCACUGUCUUGGAAAGCUGGGAGUCGUUCAUGAUGGCAAUGGACUCUCAGUGCAUUGCCUCCAGGAAAGCAACUCCAAAGCCUGCUCCAGGACUCCGCAGAUCUUGGGUACCCAGAGAAAAAGAUGACUCCAUCCUGUUCCAGUAUGAACCCACCUUCAGGGACCUGCCUUGUCACUCUGAUUGUACUCAAGCAAGCCGUGAAACUCCAGUGGACAGGGAGGAACCCAUGGAGAUUGGAUUUACUCGAACUAGGUUGUCGCCUAAGGAGAGAGACGGUAGGAGAGGGUGUGGCCUAUGUUUCUACUGUGGAGAAAGAGGGCACUUUAUCUCCCUCUGCCCUACUCACCUACCUCUGCCUAAAACUGUUCAAGUAGGUACUGUCUGUAUCCGUCCUGUCAUCCCGGCAACAGCCUGGAAUCUGCCAAGGCUGCUGUCUAGCCUGUCCUUGUUCCGUGACACAAAAGGGAACCCAGACCACAGUAAUCAACACAGCCAGUACUCCUGAGAAAGUCCCUGCUCCAGAAACGUCUAUACCUUUACCCGAAGAAACACCUGUUCAAGCAAGCAACAUCACCACUUCCUGCCUUGUCAAAGAAGUUCUUUCACCUGACUGCACAUAUGCUUCUAAUGGCACUGUUGUAUGUAAACAGGAUCUUGAGGUGUUCGAGAAAGCAUUGCAAGCUGUGAAUGCCUCCCCUGUGAGAACUACUAAAGCAAAAGCUACUGUGGGUGCUUUGUUUCCCCCAAAAAUGAAAGAAGGCCAUACAUAUGGCAUUGUGCCUAUGGGAGAAUGUACCUCUUAUCAGAGAAUGUUUUUGACCUUUCAGAGGAAAAGGAGGAAUCCAACCUCUACAAAGAACCUAUUCACACCCGGAGGGUGUUCUUGAAGGGGGGGUACUGUCACGGUUCUCACUGCGACAUUCAGACUGCCAGAGAAGUGCCCAGUAAAGGAUUUGAACCUGAGUACUCUGCAGUCCUGGGCCUGUUGUUUCUCCUCUGAGCCACCUUACAGCUCAAGUAUAGCCUAUAGUCCAAGCUUGCCUUGUACCCAGCACUAGGGGCUGGACGUUAUCUGUGGCUGCUCCAAUAUUCUCAGCACACCUGAAGCUGAUGGCCCAAUUAGCCAGGUAUAAGACACUGCCUCUCCCUGAGGUCAGUGUCAGUUCAUUGACUCUGGUUCUGUAUUGCUGUUUGUGUUCCAGUGUGCUCCUGUUGAUUCCUGACCCUGGCUUGUUACUCCGUAUAUCCUGACUUCUGGCAUCCUCUGACCUCAGUUCUCUACUGGUUUAUCCUGAUUUCUGGCACCCACUGACCUUUGGCUUACCAACGACGAUUCUCCGGUUUAUGUCCAUAUCUGCACUGCGACUUGGAGCAUCAUCCUGCACAGCCCCCGUGCACCGACUCACAAGCCAGGUGAAUUCUUACCUGACCACCUUGGCCUGUUUACUUGCAAGGGUGAGCACAUAUAUCUGCGCUACAGACUCCCAUUUAGGUAAGCCCUGACACCUUGUUUCAAAAUUUUCGUGGCUAAUAAGAUCUUCUACUACAAACGCUAACCUCUUACAUAUUUGUGACUUGUUGGUAAAGCACAUAAACACAUGCCUGUGAGGACUGUAGCAAUACAGAAGCAAUGGCUGUUGGUAAAACUUAGCACUAGGGUUGAAACAAAACGUUUUGUUUCAGUACUGUGUAUAGGGAAUUUACAUGUUGUAUGUUAUACGUUGUUAACCUUUUUACACAAGGCCGAAAGUUGGAGUUAAGUGUUUUGAGUUAGUGACAGCCAUUAAUAACUAACAGGGUUUGUAAUGAGUUAGAAAACAGUGACUAUUUAGCGGUUUCAUCUCCCGUAGAAAAUAAUAGGAGCCAUAACUUUCUACUCUACGACUGGUUUUCUGUAGCAGCUUGCCACUAUUAAAAUUUUGAUGCUAAAUAAUUACUUUCAGUGGCGACAUUUUUAGCGGGUACCUCGUAAUGGCUGACCAGUAAAAAGUAGAAACAAUGCUGUAAACAAGCCCAAAUCUGUAAUGGAGUAAAAAUGUAAGUGUGUUCCAGCAAAUAGAAUUAUCAAACGGUUUCAAAACUGAGGGCCUGCAAACAAAAUCAAGGGGGAAAAAAAACUUAUGGUACCUAAUGUAUCAUCUGUAAAGCAAAUAUAACAAAAAUCCUAUCAUCAAAAGGUGUCGGACAAAUAUUUUUGUUCAUUUCGUCAGUUAGCUAUAUUUUUGUUUAAUUUUAAAUCCAUACUUUAUUAGCUUCUUAUAGAUUGUUUGGGAAAAGAAGAAUUGUCAUCGUUAUGCAGCACUUUAUAAAAAUGUGUCAGGAGAUUUAUUUCCUCUGGGGGUCUUUGAGGAAUAUUUAGAAUUUAAAGAAAAAUACCCACUGAUGUUCAUGCCAUUAAAACUGGAUAAAUCUUUAUAUUCUAAUUAUGCUGGGGUCAAAUUCUGAUGUGGUAUUCCUCAGUGUACCUAUGUAGUAUUUUCAAGCUGUAAAUGAAAAAGAAAAUGUAGAUCGUAGUCCAGAGUCUUAUAAAAUAUGCCCCAUAAAAUUUAUCUAAGCAAGCAUUCUGCCAAUUCCAAUAUAUGUUCUAUGCUACCAUCUGAUUCGCAAUGUUCCAGACCUCAUCUACACACAGUUACUGCCCCCAAGAGGACAAUAAGAACUUCAGUCUGAAAUCCAUUGUAGCAAAACAUUCAUGUUGGAAUAAAUUUCCAUUUUUACUGCUUCCUGAUACUUUAAUCUGCCUCAUCACAUGCAACUUUCUCUCCAAAACCUGAGAUUUUACUCAGCAACCAUCUGCUAAAAUCAUUCCAGGAUGUGUCUCAAGAGAACAGAACUUAGUAAUGAUACUACCACUUAACUCCGUAAUAUACCUUCAAACUACGUCUUAAUUUCUACUGGCCAAUAGUGAAAUUGUAUUUAAGUCUACAACAGUCUUUCUAUUCAUACUUGAGGCUAUAAUUUAAAAAAUGACGCUCUUUAGAAAAUUAUGCAUAAUCAAUUUGCUCAUAUUUUCGCCUCAUCAGGGACAUAUGAACAUGUUCAAAUAAACUUUGCACAUGAAAAGAGUGUACCUCGUUAGCAAUUUUUUUUAUUCUAAAACUUGGAACUCUUUUAUUCUUAAAAAUGUGACUUUAUCUGGUAUAUAAUGCCUGACAAUGGGUGUUGAAAAGCUGUAAUUCAAUAAAAAUCCAAAAGCAGGCACACCUUUUAUACUUUUUUCCUUAUAAUUUGCCAAAGAAUACUAAUAAUUGAAUAGCUUUUUUUUUUUUCCAAUUAUUAAAGACAUAAAUAAAUGACAGAGCACAGAUACUAACCGUGUCUUGAUUACACCACUUACUCCCAAAAAUCAGUUAUUCAGAACCAUAGGUGUUGCUAGCAGGGCUUGGAGGGCUUAAACCCCAGAUCUGCGGCUCAGUAGCCACAUAUCGCUACAGUUGGUGGAAGGGGCAGGAGGGUAUUAGUAUUUUUAUUUAUUAACAUAUAAGGAAGCUGCUUCUCAAAAUAGCAGCUUCUUAUAAAAAGAAAGAUCAGUAGUAUACUAUUCCAGGAGGAGGUGGUGACCCCCCAGGUUAUUGUCAGGCGGGCGUGAUGGUUAAAAUAACUUUGUUGUACACUGUUCUGGUAGUUAUGUCAUAUUGCAAGGUCACAUUGAAUACCUAGCUGUGCAGAAUGAGCAUGUUUCUAACUAUGCUUUCAUUGUUAGAUCCUGAAGACCAUCAGAAGCACGUUGUCCGUGAGUAGAGGAGGGUACAUAACUCAGUGAGGCAGGGAUAGGUCAUGACAUAUCUCCACCUCUCUCUUAGUAUAGAAGUCAUCGAGUUUUAACUUGGGCUGUAGCCUCAGGUGUUUGGAACCUAGAAACACUCCUGGACAGAACCUCUGUUGUCUUUAAGCAGUGCAAGUUUAAUGUCGGUAAUUCAAGUAUUUUAAAAUAAUAAAUUUGCUAAUUUUAUUAUAUAUUUUCCAGGAUGUUUCCAUAACAAAAUAAGUUAUACUGACUUAGAAUACUGUCACAUUGGUAAAUAAUGAAAACCGCUAUCUGCACAGUUCCUUGAAAAAUGUAAUAAAAUAAAAAUUAUUAUAAAACUAUAAAGCAGUUUAACUGAAAUCAGUGGUAUGACUGUUACGAACGCUGGUAGUUAUAGUAUCUUGUUCAUAUAUAAACAACCAAAAACACACAACUCCGGGAUACAUCUGAAAAUAAAUCUAAAAGGAACAUAGAAAUAUACAAAUAGUGAAGUACAGUUUAUACACUCAAUCAUGCGCUGUACAUAGAUGCACUCACAGAAUUAUGUAGAAUAGAUCGCUCGUAGGGUGCCUCCCCCGAUGAAAAUGGGGGGCUAGUAAUCCCUUGUUUCCUUAUGGAGUUUCUUAGUAAUACUCAGGACUUCAAACGGGAAAUGGUAGGAAAAAACAAUGCUUUUUAUUGAUAAAAGGUGAAUAAUCACCAUUAGUAUAAAAUAUGAUAUAAGAAAAAAAUGGUAUGUGUUUUUUUUUUUUUAUAUCAUAUUUUAUACUAAUGGUGAGUAUUCACCUUUUUAACAAUAAAAAGCAUUGUUUUUUUUUGUUUUUUUUCCUACCAUUUCCCGUUUGAAGUCCUGAGUAUUACUAAAACUCCAUAAGGAAACCAGGGAUUACUAGCCCCCUAUUUUCAUCGGGGGAGGCACCCUACGAGCGAUCUAUUCUACAUAAUUCUGUGAGUGCAUCUAUGUACAGCGCAUGAUUGAGUGUAUAAACUGUACUUCACUAUUUGUAUAUUUCUAUGUUCCUUUUAGAUUUAUUUUCAGCCGUAUCCCAGAGUUUUGUGUUUUUGGUUGUUUUAUAUAUGAAAAGGUCGUCUUCCUUGGGUAACGAUCUUGGGAAGCUGCAUUAUAACUUUUAAGUUAAGUAUCUAUAUAUGUUACACUAUGGUCAUUAACCAUAGUAGUGUUGAUAUUGUAUUAUACUAUAGUAUCUUGUUCACAUAUUCCUCCCGAAUUGCUGAGACUUAGUGAUUAUAGUUGCAGUUCGGGUGUAGAUACGAAUAGUUCUAGACGAAUGCAGCUUCCAAGUAGUUUCUCCCCAGCCAGUAGAUAGUUACCCAAACAUGAGCCUAGACUUCAUGAAGAGUACAACAGGAAUAAUGGUUUAUUGAUGCUACACUGGCUUUUAUGCAAGUCCCCAUGCAAGGGGAUCUCCCACAUGGACCUUGUGGGGCACCAGGACACAAAGGUUACAACCAAUUACAUUGACAAAGUGAAACACUCCCAUUGCAAACGUACAAUCCCCUCCUCUCGGCCUGUGAGAUAAUUAAGUCAACUAAAGGAUAACCCAAUUAUCUCCAGGCAGAAAAAACAUAUUUUCCCCAAAACUUGGAAAGUACCCUAAAACACAUGGUAUUCCCAUAAAUGACAUAUCCCCUGAUAGCCCUGAUCUGGAUGACCAACAUAUUAAAAAAUCACCCAGAUCAGUUCAGGGGUUUUCGAAUUCUAUGGAAGUCUUAUUUUUAUCGACUGCACACGAGGCUCCUGCCCAAAACAGUUCUAUGAGUUUAGGUUGUGCGGUCGGCCUACUUCCAUAAAGUCAAAUAAACGAAUGAAAACACUAACAGAGUAUAAAAGUCACGAAUGGCCCUAAAGUCUCGAAUGAAAAGUCUCUUUUCUUCAGAAUGACUUUUUUUUUUUCUUUUUUUUUUUUUUUCAAAUAUCAUGUUAUACAAUGGAUUCUGUGUGUAUUUAUUAUUGUGUUGAAAAACGACAUGCAGAGGUUCACGGUGUCAGGGAAUUCUACAUCAUAGCCACGUGUAUAUUGUGUUUGUCCCUUUCUGAAAUGUAAUCACAAGUAUGACAGAUGAUAGCACAGAAACAUGGAGGAAGGGCAUACAUAUAGCAUGUAGACCUAAAAGUAGAAAAUGCUAAAGCAUGAGAGGAAGAGAAGACAGACACAACAACAUACUGCAUGACAACAGAGACCCUAAAGCACACAGUAAGUCCUCCAACAAUUACAGAUCAGGAACCAGCGACUAUUACUAACAGUUACUGCAAUUAUUUUAGUUCCUCAUCCCCUUCUUCUUGGUCUGUCUUUCUAAACAGAUCAAAAUCUACGUUUAUUUAAAGGUUUCAAAAAUGUGGCAAAAUAAUCAGAUAACUUUCAGAACACAUUAAAAAACAUAUUCUGGGCCAAUUAAAACACAUUUGAGGGUAAUUUUAAUUUUGAAAAGGUCAGAAUUGGGGAUCAUUUGGGUCAAAUCAUAGGAGGGGUUUCAUAAUUAAGAUUCUUAAUUAAAAUAUGGUUUGGCCCAUAUUUUUUUUUUCAUGUAAAAUUUUAAGGGACAAAAUGUCAUGGGCAACCUAUGGCAGUCCAAUGGUAAGACACACAUGACAUCUGAUAGGUGCUGGAUAUUGGUCUAAGAUGCACACCAUUAACUGUUGUGCCUUGUUAGGAAAGAAGGGAGUGGACGGCUGGGGGGGACCUGAAGAACCAACAGAAGAGCAUACUUCUGCUGGUAAAAUGUGUUGCAUGCCUACCAUAUUCGCUUACAUUUUUCUGACUGGAGUUUAUCAACCGGUGUGCACUUUUGCCCUAUUUUACUGGACACCUGAAUUCCUUAAGAUCUAAUGAGAGUUUGAAUAUUCAAUGCAUGAGUUAACCAAUUGAUUUCUCACUAGUAGUCAGGUCCAGACAAAAUUCAUAAGGGUCGUAUGCAAAUAUGGUGAUCUCACAAUCAGUCAUUCCUUGGGAGACUGGAUAACAACUGGACAACAAAGCACCAGUUCCGUUAUAAAAAAAUGUUCUGGGUCCAUAUUAUGAGUGGACAAUCAAAGAGAUAAUAAAAUGAUACACUAAACUCCUAAAAUACUUCUGGUUGCUAGAGUGCUUUAUGGGCUAAGAGCUGUCUUCCUUCUAUAAUAAAAGUGAUUUGAAGAGAUUUUGGCACUUUACAAUACUCCUUGGUAACACCUCUUAACUGUCCAUCCGAGAGCCAGUACGGUUCCCAUCCGCACUCAAGGCAAGCACUAAAGGGGAAGAAAGAAAAUUUAUUUUUAAAUAGGGUGGAGUGUUCCUUGCAUAUACACUUUUUUUUGUUUUUUCAUCAAGGGGUGUUGUAAAUAGAGUAAAAGUAUCAUAAAAAAAGAAAUCCUUUUUCACAUAUAUGCUUUCGUUUAGGCUCUUAUAACAAAUAAAAUUAUUUAUAUAUAUCUCUCAAGAGAAAAACUAAUGAAAUUCUAGCCAUAACAUAAACAACAAUAAACAAAACCCUAUCCAAUGCAAGUGAAAACCUAACAGUUUGUUUCAUAAUGAAGUUAAUACAAUUCUAUGUGGGAAUUGCACAAAGAGCUAAAUUAAUGUUCAGUAUUCCAAUAGAAGAAUUACACAAACAAAAUCUUAAACAAGAUUGUUUUAUAUACAAUAAGAAUAUAACCUUGUAACUGUACUGUAUUGUAAGAUUUGCUCUUCCCAACACUUACUUUAAGAUGGCAAAUUGCAGGGCAAUAAAUAGAUAAAUAAUUAGUUCAGAAAAAGCAAUAAACUCCAAAUAUUACAAUCGAAACAAUAUGAUUUAAAAGCCAAGCAUCUUUCGCGUUUUGCUGAGAUUUCAUUCAUUACUGCUAGAUCAAAGGCUGGGGUUAUAGUACCUUAGAGUUGGCCCCUUUAAACUGAUUUCUCCCUAUCCUUAAAGCCUACAUCACUCUACCUUUUACAUUAUAAAUGCCCUAUCGAGCAUAACUAUUGGGUACCCCUCGUAACAACCUGCAAAUUGUUUUUGAAUUUACCUUAAUCCAGGACCAGGCACAUCACUUGACGCUGUUCUUCGAUGCCCCUUCAUGACGUCACCCAGCAUAGAUAAACCUAUCAUUGGAUCAAUUAUCUGGCUCAGAUUAUAUGUGUGCGCUCUGGGCCAGCAAGGGACAUGAAGAUGGAGUGGGGAGGAGGGAGGAAGGAUUUCUUCCAGUUUUUAACAGUGAGGCUGGAGAGUGUCCACAGAGUAGGAGAGAGGGAAUUGAGAGCUAUCCACCUUGGCAGGUGCCCAGCCUGCAAAUGGAAGAUUUGUACAUCUGUUGCCAGAGGGCUAUGCCCACUGACAACAUAUUUAAAAUAUGCACAGAAUUGACAUCCACAUACAUACUCAUACCACCAUGACUAGUUAGUUCAAAUCAGUGCCAUAGUCAUGGUCAUUGGAGUAACCCUCUAAAUAUCCCUGAUCCAACAUACCCCCUAAUCCUUGCCCUAAAAACCAGCCACAAGUCCUACUAAGCCUACUGUAUCACUCUUGAACCAGGGGGGUACAGCAGUAUUCUGUGCUUUGCAAUAACACACGUCCUUAUAAAUGGUGUAAUGCAUUUUGUUGGUGGAAAAAUGAUUAUUUCCAAGCUGAUAUUUGAAAGUUUAGCCCCUUUGUGACAUACCACAUGCCAGAAUUAUUACGCUAUGAUGUGAUUUGCUUAACCCCUAUUCAUCAAGAGCUUAAAAUGAAUCAAUUUCUUUAGGGACCAUGCUCUUUUUACAAAUAUUUUCCUCAAAAGGUUAAUGUCAACAUUUUCCAUAAUCAUUUUGAUUUAGUGGAUGUGAGCAAGUCUAAAAAUAUUUUUCAGGCUUUCUUUCUUAAUCCCCGGUUUGCUUCUAUGUCCUGCUGCGAAGUUCCCAUUUCCUGAUUGGCUUCUUCAUUUGAUUAUUCUUUUUCACGGCACUUUGAAAAUGAUAUAUUAUGUAGCCGUGGAAUGUGAAACACGGAUCUUAAAAUAACCUUACGUGGGUUAUUAAUAGCCUGCAAGACAUGGGCAAUUUACUGCAAUUUUAUUAAUCACUAAGAACUCCUUUUCUUAAUACGUUGUUCAUGUAUAUAAUUUUAUAGCAGGUUCUGGGAAUUCUAGCCAAGGCUAUUUGAAAUAUUGGUGUAUAUUUUGUUGUGAAUAUAUGCAGUUUAUUGUGUUUUUAUGUUAUGACUUCGAUGCAAUUUUUUUAAUUCUUUUGUUAGAAAGCAAAGCAAUAUACAGAGGAACUUUUAAAAUAAAAAUGUUUCAUUUUGACAAUGAGUGAUUAGUAGACUUGGAGAUAUGUUUCAUUAUGAACACCAAUUUGUCUGAAUUUGGGCCAAUCGGAUGAUUGUACAGAUUCCCAAUUUCUGAACUGCCAUAGACUAAUCACAAAAAAAACGAGUUGUACAAUGGACGCCCAUGUUCCUCUGUAUUUGGUCCACAGAGCCAAAAAUAGAGAUGUUUGAUGGGGAAAACAGAUGAUUGGUGGCUGAGGGACAGCUACUAAAUGUUGAUUGUUUUCACAGAUCAACUGUGAGAAGUGGGCAAUAGAGGGAAUGAGGUGUAGGUAAAAAAAAAUCUGUAUUUAUAGGCGGGAAAAUGCUCCUAUAAGUGUACUGCAAAAUAUAUACAGAAAAUGUAUAUUAUGUAUAUGUUUUUCAGAACACUGACUGGACCAUUUAGGCUCACUUUUGGUUCUUCUGAUUCAUUUUCAUGAAUCUUUUUUUCAUUAUAAAAUUCAGACUAGCCAAAAGCCAAAUGGCCAUAAUUCGUCUGUCCCAAAAAUGUGUUUAUUUUCCACAGAAAUGAUUUGGCACAUAUUUAAGUUGAUUGACAAGUGGAUUGUGGUGAAAUGAAACCCUUGUUUUGCCAUCUCAUCUCUUUUUGUUCAGUUAAUUUUCUGUCAUAAUUGUUUGUUUAACCACUUAAGGACACAUGACAUAUGUGACAUGUCAUGAUUCCCUUUUAUUCCAGAAGUUUGGUCCUUAAGGGGUUAAACUAUUUUUUUUUAAAGGUAAAUAGCAGUACAAAGGAGCAACUCUUUUCACAGUUAGUGUAUAAAACCUUUCGAGUUUCCAUGAAUAACUAUCACGAUGUCUAAUUUUGUCAACUUUGUACUUAAAGACAAAUUUAUGUUCAAGCCCACACAAAAUAAUGUACUGUGACUUUCAAAAUUGGGCCUUUUAAAAGGACUUUGCUAAGGAAUGGAACAGAUCAAACAUGUUUGUGUCAAACUACUUGAAAACUGCUUUUAACACAGACCACUACACUGGGCUGUAGUAGUUGUGGUGCUUAAAGUGCCCCUUUAAUAUGUAUUUCAGAGAAAAUGGAGCACCACAUGACAAUAAGGUUAACUCAAGUUUUAGGUGACUUAGUUGUGUUUUCCAGAAAAGACUUGCAUUCCUGUAAAUAAAAAUAGUUUAAAGUCUGCACGCAGUGCUAUUUGCGAAAACAUAAUCUCGAAAAAAAAUAUAAAAUUCUAAGUUUCAUUAUACUUGUAAGAGAAAUUAAUCUCUGCUUUGAUAUGUGUUUCAUAUUCUUUUCAUAAAUGUAACUUAUGUUCUGAGCUAAUUUGGAAACUGAGCCAUACAGCUUAGCACUAUUUGAGCAAAUGCUUCUGAGAUUAAAUGUGCUUUUCUCUUUUCCAAGCUAAAUUAUAAUACUCUGCUGUUUUUUGUCUUUUAUCUCUCUUUUUUUUUUUUUUUUUUACAGGAAAAUAUAAAUAUUGAUGAAGCUUCCAGAUGUCUGGUGAACCACAUAAUCGCCAGCGAGAGUGAUUUAAUGCAGCCGGUGGAAUCAGAUGUUGUAAAGCCCCAAAUGAAUGCCUCAAAAAUAGCUAAUUGUUCUGCUUGCUUUAAAUCCUAG